Messenger RNA from Trypanosoma grayi, 1890 nucleotides. Its product is annotated as rac serine-threonine kinase. NCBI's taxonomy places the organism in Eukaryota, Euglenozoa, Kinetoplastea, Trypanosomatida, Trypanosomatidae. Gene Ontology annotation, biological process: intracellular signal transduction; peptidyl-serine phosphorylation; protein autophosphorylation. Gene Ontology annotation, molecular function: calmodulin binding; ATP binding; calcium-dependent protein serine/threonine kinase activity. Gene Ontology annotation, cellular component: cytoplasm; nucleus. The record is from RefSeq and is a predicted model, not a curated record. The transcript has a single exon. Bases 1 to 1890 code for a protein of 629 amino acids.
AUGCACACAAACCCCUAUGUGGCAGUCACGGAGACGCCGGCGGAGAACGCCGUGCCCGUCGCACCGCUCCCGCGCAUCAAGAAAGCCAAGAGUCUUCUGCAGGACACGGCGGGGGUUGACAGCACCAACAGAAGCACUGGCAACGGCAACCGGAAGGUCUCAGCAGUAGACACUCUGCCAGUGGCAUUGGUGCCCUUAAGUACAGCUGAUUGUCCGGUAACAGAUGUAAUGCCAAAUAGCGGCCCUAUGUGGACGCUCUCAGUACACUCACAGGAUUCAGAAAACGAGCAGCAGCAGCAGCAGCAGCAACGCAUCUACCCGCUCAGCGCUUUCGAGGACGUCUACAGACUGCGGAGGCAGCUGGGUCGCGGGAGNACAGAUGUAAUGCCAAAUAGCGGCCCUAUGUGGACGCUCUCAGUACACUCACAGGAUUCAGAAAACGAGCAGCAGCAGCAGCAGCAGCAGCAGCAGCAGCAACGCAUCUACCCGCUCAGCGCUUUCGAGGACGUCUACAGACUGCGGAGGCAGCUGGGUCGCGGGAGUUAUAGCGUCGUCUUUGAAGUCGUUGAUCGUGCAACAAACGAGCGAAAGGCUGCAAAGUUUGUCAUCUGGCGAGAGGGAAAGCACACAAGCCGGAGGGAAAAGGAAUGUAGGGAGGGACUUCUUGACGACAAUGAAACCGACGGUGAUGACAGGGUUGGGGCUGCGGAGUGUGGGAGUAUGAGCACGGCCCCACCGGCACUCUCUGAGACACUUGUCAAGGAGAUCGCUAUCUCCUUCGCUGUGCAGCACCCGAACCUUGUCUCCUCCAGCGACGUGUUCGUGCACGACGUGGAGGGCCUGCAGUGCCGCCUGGAGCAAUACGCCCCGCAGGUCACGCUUCUUUCGCCCCCCGGCACGUCACGGCGUAAGAAAAAGGAAGUGACCCGAGUCGCCGCGCCCAAGUCGUGGCGUCACGGUGCUCGCCCCGCUGUGUCCAUGUCAUCGGUAGUGGUGGACAGCGCUGCAGAGUCGAACCAGGCCGCCGUUGACAGCGUGAGGCGGCAGCUGCAGGAGGGGGUGGUGCAGUGCGUUCUGGUGAUGGAGCUGCUGAGUGGCCGCGAUCUAUUCUCGCUGGUAUCGCACCACCCGUUGAAAGAGUCGAGGGCGGCAGGCUAUAUGCGGGAUCUGCUGCUGGCCCUCCAGCAUUUACACGACCGCCACAUAGUGCACCGCGAUGUGAAGGUGGAAAAUAUGGUGCUUGAUCGGAAGAAUAGAGCGCGCCUCGUUGACUACGGAUUCUGCGAGGAGCUCUCAUGCCUCGGUGCGACCACUACGAGUUGCACUAGCAGCACCCAGGAGAAAAAAGAUAAGCUUCUCACGCAGUUUUGUGGCUCUCACCACUACGUGGCGCCGGAGGUGAUACGGGCAGCCAUUCAUCUGCACCCCCGCACGAAGCCGAGUGGGUGGAGGGAAGCGGUUGAGGAUGUGCGGCUGCCGCCCAUCUCCCCGGUGUCGGUCGCGCCGCAGCUGCAGGACCUUACAGUGACAGCGUCCGGCGCACCGCAGGAAGAGAGGCAAGAGAACGGGCGCAUAUGUGUCGCGGGGUCCGUCCGGAACCUCAGGACACUUCUUGCAGGCAGGCGCGUGGGCUACGGUACAUCGGCAGAUUUGUGGUCGGCCGGUGUGGUGAUGUUCGUGCUCCUGCACUCCGCCUUUCCUUACCAUGAUGAGCGCCGAAGCAAGCUCCUGAGGUUGAUUCUGACGGGCCACCAGCAGACGCAGCCGUUGCCGUCGCUGAGUAAGGAGGCGAAGGAUCUUUUGCAGCAGCUGCUGACACACGAUGUACGGCUUAGACCAACCGCAGCGCAGGCCUUGGAACACCCCUGGUUCAAGAAGCAGCUUGGCUGA